UUUGUUAAUGAUGCACAGGAAAGUGUUUACAGGUUUGUAUCCGCUUUGGAUAUUUUAUUAGAAAGGCUAGUUGUUAAUUCAGUUGGUGCAAUUAAUAUAUAUAUAUAUUUUAUGAUCAUCAUGCAAAAUGUUUACAGAAAGUUAGUAUUAAACGUCAUCAGAAGCCGGAAGACUAGCAUACAUUCUCCUUUUGUGCCUGCUGUCAGAAAAUUACAGUGUUCAGCGCUUAGAUUGUCUGCAGACGGCGUGAAGGGCAACGAGCAGAAGAAGGGGGUUGAUGCUUCGCUCCUCGAGUACUUGGUUUGCCCCUUGUCAAAGAAACCGCUGCGCUAUGAAGCGUUAACCAAUGAACUGAUAAACGAGGAACUUGGAAUUGCCUAUCCUAUCGUUGAUGGUAUACCCAACAUGAUCCCACAGGAUGCAAGAAUGACCCGCAAGGAUGAACAAACAAGAAGAGACAACGCAGAGGACUGA
Molecule: messenger RNA, 474 nt
Organism: Acipenser ruthenus (sterlet)
Lineage: Eukaryota; Metazoa; Chordata; Actinopteri; Acipenseriformes; Acipenseridae
Product: protein preY, mitochondrial-like
Exons: 2
Coding region: 112-474 (120 amino acids)
Source: RefSeq, a predicted model, not a curated record